Messenger RNA from Cygnus olor (mute swan), 2581 nucleotides. RefSeq names its product B cell linker (gene BLNK). Gene Ontology annotation, biological process: cell surface receptor protein tyrosine kinase signaling pathway; intracellular signal transduction. The record is from RefSeq and is a predicted model, not a curated record. Gene Ontology annotation, cellular component: cytoplasm. Lineage: Eukaryota; Metazoa; Chordata; Aves; Anseriformes; Anatidae.
UAAAGGACAGUGAAGCAACAGAUCAGUGUUACUCAUAUAGACCAAGUUUCUCUCACUGGAUAGCAACAUGGCCACAAAACUGCCAUCUCAGGAAGAGUGUGAGAACUGGACAGCUUUUCAAGUUGCAGAUCUCCUGAGACAGUUUGGAAUGCCUGAAUCUGCUGUGCUUGUAGAAAAACUGAGCAUGAAUGGAUCUCAUUUUUUGAAUUUAUCGGAUUAUGAGCUGAGUCGAUUCAAAAUAAUGCAUCAGCCGAAGCUUCAAAAGAUGGUACACGACAUCAAAAAUGAAAGCGGGAUAAUAAACAAGUUCAAAAAGUUCCAAAAUGAACAAGUGGCCUUAAUUUGCAAAACUGGGAAAGAUACUUGGGAUCGGUAUAAAAAAAACCCUCCACCAAGUCUACCACGAAGGGAUUAUGCUUCAGAACACGCAGACAAUGAAGAGGAACAAUGGUCAGAUGACUUUGACAGUGAUUAUGAAAAUCCAGAUGACCACUCUGACUCCGAGAUGUACGUGGUCCCCAGUGAAGAGAAUCCUGAUGACAGCUAUGAGCCACCUCCAAGUGAGCAGGAGAAAAAGAAAAUUCCCUCUGCAUUCCCUAUUUCUAGGGGUGAAUACGCAGACAAUCGCACCAGUCACCAGCAGCUUCCUCCAAUGAACAAACCUCUCCCAAGCACACCCAGUCCAGCCUUGUCCAGACCAAACAAACCAUCCAAGCCAUCCCUGCUGCUGCCAUCUCCUGCUGCAAAACCAAAAUUACCACCGAAGCCCAAGGAGUGUAGUGACGAUGAGGAUAAUUACAUUGUGCCUGUGGACAAUGACGACGAUAACUAUAUUGAACCCACAGAAAGCAGUGUGUCACUACCUGCAAAACCUCCUGUGAACAGAUUUAUGAAACCAACCACAAAACCAGUCCUCCCUGCUUCUGCAAAGCCUUCUAUUACUUCUGACAUGCAAGAAGUCUACGAGGUUCCUGAAGAGGAGGAAAAACCUUCACCAUCACCAGCAACCAGGUUCACUAAGCCACUUCCUUCUACACCUGCUCAGAAUAUAGAGCACUCCCAUGUGCACAGCAUUACCAGAGAGUCACCUAAGUUGGAUACUCCCAGAAAUGUUUUGCCUCUUCCCAGAAAUCGUCUUCAUCUAAAAACAGACCAUGAAGCAAACAAUAACGAUGACAAUCAUAGCUUCAGUAACACACAAGAAUCCAGAUUUCCCACUGGAGCAGCUCCAUCUCCAUUACCAAGGGUCCUAAAGAAAACUUCUAAUGCAGUAAAUCCAGCAAAACCUUGCUUACCUUCCAGAGACACCUCAACUCUAAAUGAAGAAAAACCUACAGCAGCGGAACGACGACGAGGUUCCAGCCAUGAUAUUCCCCUUCCACCCCUUCCAAGUGGUGCCCAAAAAUCUUUGCUCCAAAAGGCCUCAAUUCUGCCAAAAGUGGCAGAAGCUGCAAACCGUUCUCUGGGUACUUCCCCUCAUGGCAGCAUUUCAUCCAUUUCAAGUACUGCAGACCAGGAUGCUGGUGUUCAUAGUAAAGCGUGGUUUGCUGCUACCUGUGAUCGGAAAACGGCAGAAGAUGCACUGUACAGAUCAAACAAGGAUGGAUCUUUUCUAGUAAGGAAGAGUUCUGGACAGGAUUCGAGGCAACCAUACACACUGGUUGUGUUUUAUAACAGAAGAGUAUACAACAUUCCUAUACGAUUUAUUGAAGCAACAAGACAAUAUGCACUGGGCAGAGAAAAAAAUGGUGAAGAGCGCUUUGACAGUGUUGCUGAAAUAGUAGAGAAUCAUCAGCAUGCCUCCCUGGUUCUAAUUGACAGCCAAAACAACACAAAAGACUCGACAAAACUGAAAUACAUUGUAAGAGUUUCUUAAUCAACUGAACUGCUAAGAUGAAGACUGGUUUUAAUCAUUUGUUUCAACAUCCCAAAAUAUGUGCACAUCCAAAAUGAUGGCAAAUAUUCUUUAAGAACAUCUAUGGAGUAUUAAGAGAUGCAGUUCAUCAAGUUCAACCCCGUGUCACUUUAUCAGAAAAGCGUAUUGAACAAGAAGCCAAAGCAGAUACACCAUCAUCUGUGAUUUCCAUCUGUGAUAACAUGGAUAUUGAAAGUGGGGUGAACAGCUGCAUACCAUGGCCUUGUCCUCUGCCUGCUAUUUAAAGAGAUAUUUUGUGUAGGACAUUCUCAUUUUAAAAGUGAGAAUACCCACAGUGAUCUACUCAUUCCAUUUGUUAGGUUUACCACAGAUCACUGCUUUCAGUAAUUUCUUCGUGCAGUGCACAGCCCCAAAAGUUAGUGCAACUCAACCUGACGUACUGCUGUGUACAAGCUGAAAAUAGGACUGUACUUCACAUGAAUAAACUUCACAGCAAUAAAGCUGUCACUGUUUUUAGACUAAUGGACAUGUUGUCCUUUUCCUCAGCUUUACUCUGUCUCAUUAAUAUGUAUUUUCAAAUAUGCAAAUAAAAUUAAAAAUACCCUGAAAUCAAUUGUGUACAGAGGCAUUACCACAUGACUUUUUUUUUUAAACAUCCUUCUAGCAACCAAGCAUCAGUUCAGUGUUGUGGAUGUCUUCAAUGUA